Messenger RNA from Lachancea mirantina, 3747 nucleotides. The record is from the annotation of a GenBank genome assembly. NCBI's taxonomy places the organism in Eukaryota, Fungi, Ascomycota, Saccharomycetes, Saccharomycetales, Saccharomycetaceae.
AUGAAAUGGUUACUCUUGUUUCUUAGUGGAGCCAGCGCAUUGUCAUCUUACUCUAACCGAGUGUACUACGGUAACACUACAAUUGACUACGUGAGUUCUAUUUCAACGAUUGUUGUAACGGUACCCUGUACGAAAGAGAGAUGCACUGGUGCUUCGGUUACUUCGAAAGCUUUGUUGUCCACUGCUACCGAAACUAUUGAAGGUGCCACUACGAUUUACACCACAUGGUGUCCCUUGGCUACUGUUGAAGACUCAUCGAGUUUUGAAAGUGCAGGUGAAAGUUCGUCGAGUUUAGAAUCUUCCGAAUUGUCAAUUACUGGUGACACCUCGUCAAUUCUCGCGUCAACCGCUGGCGUGACUACUUCAAGUUUGCCAUUGUCAAGUACAAGUGGCAUCUCAUCAAAUUACGAAUCGUCAAGUACUAGUGAAAGCUCAUCAAGUCUGACGUCGAUCGUCAGUGGAAGUAAUUCUCUUCCAUCAUCAGCUUCAACUGCGACGUCAUUAAGUGCAUCAAGUGCCCCAUCGGCCGAAACUGGGUCAGUUUCUCUCAGCUCCCUUUCCACAAUCGUUGUUACAAUUCCUUGUACAAGAUUAGGGUGCUCUAGAGCAUCCAUUACAUCUACAGCUUUGUUGUCCACCGCUACCAAAACUGUUGAAGGUACAACCACAGUGUUCACCACUUGGUGUCCCUUGGACAAAACCGAUUCGUCUUUCUAUAGUUCAUCGUCUAUGGGAGGUUUUACUGAGGACGAAGGUUCUUCAAGCUUUACCUCGGCAUUAGCUACAAGUGAAGCCCCGUCGAUUAUUGAUUCAACGUCUACUGUAAGCGGGGCAGUGUCGAAUGUUGAUUCAACAUCCAGUGAAAGCGUGAUCACAUCAAUGUCUGGCAUCCGAAAAUCUAGUGCCAUCGGGACAGCUUCAAGUGUCGGGUCGACGUCUGAUGCCAGUGAAUCGACGUCCAGUACCAGCGAGUCCAAUUCUAGUGCUAUUGCGUCAAUUGUGGACUCAACUUCCGGUGUUAGCGGAACUGCGUCGAGCGUUGAGUCAACAUUCAGUUCUAGCGAAACUGCUGUGAGUGAAAAAUCCAAUAUUAGCGGGGCUACGUCAAUUGCUAAGGCCGAGUCUUCAAUAGGUUCCAGUAGCGAAACUUCGUCGAGUGUUUCACCAACGUUUACUUUCACUGGGUCCAGCAGCGGAAGCGCGUCGGGUGCCUCUUCGACAUCCAGUUCCGAUUCAACCGACAUUGGGGCCCCAGCAAGCCUUGAGUCAACUAGUCAGAUUGGUCAAUCAUAUGCUACAAGUCAAUCAGUAGAUUCUAGCAGUGUGGGCUCAUCAGCGUCAUCCGCUACUUCUCCAGUGAGCUCGAGUGGGAAAGAUUCGCAAUCGGCUGACGACGCGUUGACCUUUAUACCAACUACUUCUACCAACAGCAUAGGCUCAGUUGUGUCCUCUUCAUCUCCCGCACUUGUAUCGCUAGUAACAAAAACGACAAAUGGUAUCGUGACUGUUUACACGACUUGGUGUCCCCUUACAAUGGGCAGCAGCACGUCUAAUCCAGGGGAUUCGGGAUCGAGUACGUUUUCCAGCAUUCCAUCUACCCAAUCCGAGUCCAGCUCUGAUAUUGGAAGUUUGCCGUACAGUACCAUUACUUAUUCAACUGAAGUUUGCUCCUCUCAUGGGUGUCAUGCCACACACUCAACUUCAAGUUUUUUGCCACCGCCUUCUUCUGCAACUACGCUGGCUCCGAGCCAGUGCACGGAAGAGUCUUGUGGAUCACUAGUGUCAAGCACUCCCUCGGAGACUUUGGCUUCAUCUGGAUUCUCUACUGCGAGCACGCUUAGCUCCGAAGUUAUAACUACGUCGAAUUCGUUCAGCACUACCAGCACACAAUCUGCCUCUGUUUCUUCCGUGGAAUCCAGCUCGUUGCAAGAACAUACGUUGAUCAUAUCAACCGAGGUUUGCUCUUCCGAUAGCUGUCAUUGGCGGAAAAGCACAGUCGUAGUAUCUUCCACCGUGCCGGAUCUUAAGACAUCGAGUACUCCGACAACGCUACAAGCUUCGUCAAACUCUCCCCCCACGACUUCAAAAAUCCAGCCAUCAGCAAGCUCUUCAGAACUCUACAAACUCAUCACAGCUUCUAGUACAACGAACGGAAUUGUCACAGUUUAUACUACGUGGUGCCCACUUACGGACUCAACCACUGCCCAGUCUAGUGAGGAGUGGGUAACUAAACCACAGACGACAGAUGCGGAAACUACUGUGAGUCUGAUUGUUGUAUCGACUACGUCCAACGGUGGGGUAACUAUCUACACGACCUGGUGUCCAGUAACGUCAACGUCAGUUACUAGUCCCGCAGGUAGCACGUCGACUGGAAAGAGCACUUUCUCGACAACAGCUGAAACGCUUUCAUUUUCGAGUGCGAGUGGCAUGACCAGUUUGUCCGCUGCAAGUACAUCAGUCAGCUCAGAGACUAGCUCUCAGCUCUCACAUUCUGCAUCCAGUUUUGAUACAACAUUUUCGACUGCCGGGCAGUCGUCUUCUCAAAAGCAGAGUAUCUUUUCUGAGUCAGUAAUUGCAACAACUCAUAGCAGUUCGGAAACUAGUGUUAGUUCGUCGGUCUCGCUAAGCACAUCCUUAUUCACUGCUCCUUCAUCUUCUGCACAAGUGAGCUCCUCAGUCCUUGCUAGCGCGUCAACUUCAUCUGCUGGGACGCCUUCAUUCUCUCCAGUUUCUAGCACUGCAGAAAGUUCAACAACAGCUACUCAAUCACCCCCACAAUUAACUGCCUCAAUUGUCACGGAAACAUCGAAUGGAGUAGUUACAAGCUACACCACGUGGUGUCCUUUGACCUCAAGUGGCAUAGGUCAUGAAUUGUCUGAAAUUUCGAAGCUAGUGUCGACGUCCACAUAUGAAUCAGGCUUCGUUUCGACCUCAUCAACGAUCAGGUCAAUCGCAACAAUGUCUACGGUUAGUGGAGCCACCACCGUCGCUCCUAAAAGUGCUAAUUUAGUAUCCGUAACAUCAGAAGAAACAAAUCAAUACCAAACGCAGACACUUUCAUCACAAAGAGAGACGCAGCAAAGCUCCUCUGAAUCCAUUGUUUCGUCAGCUCAGUCGGUGGUUGAAACAACAGUCAGCGGCGUUGUCACACAAUACACAACUUGGUGUCCACUGACCGAUCAAAUCACCAAGACCUGCACAGAAAGUUGUUUCCAAGUUCCCACCACGCUUUUGAGCACUACAUCGACAGUCGUAUCCGCAACCUCGACAACUUCUUCCAAUGCUUCUCCAACGGAACACUCAUCUGAAUUGACCUCAGGCCCCACAACCGAGGUAAUUCCGGUAUCCUCAAAGACAACUUAUCAAACUGUAUCGAUUGCGACCAUGACAAGCGUGUUCCCGACAACUUUGGUCUCUACUGGUAGCACUGGGGAUCUGAUUACAGUAGUGAGUUCUGCUUCAAGUCUUGUGCCGAGAACCACGACGCUAGAAGUCACCACAGAGAUACCUGUUUCAGCCAAAAUUACGACCGCAACUGGAAAAUCUCCGCAGCAAACGUCAAUGGUGGCCCCAACGGCAGUGACGAGCCAAUCUGGUUUACCCGCAACGGGGAUGACAGCUGCGAUUACUAUUCCGGCCCCCACACUGCCCGCGGUUGCCUCCACAUACGAGGGUGCCGCUGUAGCACUUCGUCAAAACCAAGUGUUAUUUUUCAUGAACGUUGUGGCAAUGCUUUUAAUGGUGUAG